Gossypium arboreum is the source of this 831-nucleotide messenger RNA. RefSeq lists its product as uncharacterized. The coding region runs from base 1 to 831 and encodes 276 amino acids. NCBI's taxonomy places the organism in Eukaryota, Viridiplantae, Streptophyta, Magnoliopsida, Malvales, Malvaceae. The record is from RefSeq and is a predicted model, not a curated record. The transcript has a single exon.
AUGGAAAAUGAUAGGAAAUUAUUGAUGGUUUGCUUGUAUGUCGAUGAUUUGAUAUUUACCGGGAAUGAUCAGAUUAUGUUUGAUAAGUUUAAAAAAUCCAUGAUGGCUGAAUUUGACAUGUCGGAUCUUGGAAGAAUGCAUUAUUUUUUGGGUAUAGAGGUUGCACAAUCAGAUACAGGUAUUUUUAUUUCUCAAAGGAAGUAUGUGCAGGAGAUUCUAAAGAAGUUUCAAAUGGCGGAUUGUAAUCCGGUUGGUAAACCAACAGAGACAAGUUUAAAGUUGGUGAAAGAUGAUAAUGGAAGAGAUGUCGAUAAUACUUUAUACAAGCAAAUCAUGGGAAGUCUAAUGUAUCUCACUACGACUAGACCAAAUAUAACAUAUACCGUAAAUCUUAUUUGUAGAUUCAUGGAAUGUCCAAAGGAAAUGUAUCUUCAAACGGCAAAAAGAAUCUUUAGAUAUUUGCAGGGUACAAUCGACUACGGGAUUUUGUACAAGAAGGCAGAAAAAUCAGCCUUGAUUGGGUUUAUGGAUAGUGACUAUGCAGGAGACCAAGAUGAUAGGAAAAAUACAUCUGGUUAUGUCUUUAUGUUGGGAUCAGGAGCUGUUUCAUUGUCGUCACGAAAGCAACCAAUUGUCACUCUAUCAGCAACUGAAGCACAACUUGUAGUUGCAUCAGCAUGUGUCUGCCAAGUCAUUUGGAUGAGAAAGCUUCUUGAGGAAGUUCAUUUCAAGCAAAUGGGGCUUACUCUUAUCUACUGUGACAAUAGUUCAAUCAUAAAUCUAUCCAAGAAUCCUAUUUUAUAUGGGAGAAGCAAGCAUAUUGAUGUCUGA